AUGGCCGACUCAUUCGAGCUCAUCGUAAGCAGGAAACAACCCGUUCUCGUCUCUCCAGCCUCCGAAACUCCAAAAGGUCUUCAUUACCUCUCUAAUCUCGAUCAAAACAUAGCCAUCAUCGUCAAAACAUUCUACUACUUCAAAUCAAACUCAAGAUCCAACGAGGAAUCCGCUGACGUCAUCAAGAAGUCACUCUCCGAGGUUCUUGUUCACUACUAUCCUGCCGCAGGAAGACUCGUAAUCAGUCCCGAAGGAAAGAUCGCAGUGAAUUGCACCGGAGAAGGAGUCGUGGUGGUGGAAGCUGAGGCUAAUUGUGGGAUAGAGAAAAUCAAGAAGGCUAUAUCGGAGAUUGAUCAACCGGAGACUCUUGAAAAGCUGGUUUACGACGUUCCCGGUGCCCGGAAUAUUCUUGAGAUUCCACCGGUGGUUGUUCAGUUCGAAGAAAUCGAUGACAUCUCCGGCACCGGAAAACUCUACUCCGACGAGAAACUCGUCUACAAAUCCUUUCUUUUCGGACCCGAAAAACUCGAGAAGCUCAAGGUCAUGGCAGAGACAAGAUCCACUACUUUCCAAACCCUAACCGGAUUUCUAUGGAGAGCUCGUUGCCAAGCCUUAGGGCUUAAACCAGAGCAACGGAUAAAACUUCUAUUUGCUGCGGAUGGACGGUCAAGAUUUGUUCCGGAACUUCCUAAAGGAUACUCAGGAAACGGGAUCGUGUUCACUUAUUCCGUUACAACGGCAGGUGAAGUGACUUUGAACCCUCUUUCUCAUUCAGUGGGUUUGGUCAAAAGAGCCGUCGAAAUGGUCAACGACGGUUUCAUGAGGUCAGCAAUUGAUUACUUUGAGGUGACACGGGCUAGGCCGAGUCUAACGGCGACGCUUCUGAUCACGUCAUGGGCAAAAUUGUCAUUUCAUACUAAAGAUUUCGGUUGGGGUGAACCGGUUGUGUCAGGACCGGUCGGUUUACCUGAGAAGGAAGUGAUUCUGUUUUUGCCAUGUGGCAGCGACACGAAGAGUAUCAACGUGUUGCUUGGACUUCCUGAUUCGGCUAUGAAGGUUUUUCAAAAUCUUAUGGAUAUAUGA
Messenger RNA from Thlaspi arvense, 1083 nucleotides. The record is from the annotation of a GenBank genome assembly. Lineage: Eukaryota; Viridiplantae; Streptophyta; Magnoliopsida; Brassicales; Brassicaceae.